Molecule: messenger RNA, 6428 nt
Organism: Podarcis lilfordi (Lilford's wall lizard)
Lineage: Eukaryota; Metazoa; Chordata; Lepidosauria; Squamata; Lacertidae
Source: the annotation of a GenBank genome assembly
AUGCCACGACCAGUCGUUGUUUUGCUGCGAGGCGCGGCAAUCCACGGCCAAGCUGAGCCGACCAGGACCUUCGCUUCCCACGCCUUCGCUUCCUUCUGGCACCCGGGAGCCACGCGCCACACCGCCCUGCCUGCAGGAGGGAGCGGAGCGCGCCAACUACGCUCGCGCACGCGCGCUAAAGCUCAGACUCCGGAGGAUGCGCAUCGAACGCUGGGGUUGUUCGUGCGCGAGCGCGUAAGGACGUCUUGCUUUCGUCACGACGGCGCCGCCACCGCCUCCUGUUUUCCUUUCCGGCGGCCAUCUUCGUUCCUUUUCCGCGUGCGCGCGUCAGGCUCCGCGCUUUCCCGGCCGCAGCCCUUCAGCUCCUCGCCCUGCCCAGGUCGGGCCGCUUCCUUCUGAGAAGGUACAAAGGAAGAGGCACCCGAGGGAGGUGGGGGAAGGGAGAUAGGCAGGCCUGGAGGCGGCGAAGGGGGGAGCAGCGGCCGCAGGUGCGCCUGGUAGGAGCCCUCUGAGGCCUUUGAGCCGGGAAGAAGCCGCGGGCCCUGGGUUCUGCGUGCGCCCGUCUCUCUCCAGGCUUCCGGGGGGUGUCUUGGGUCCCCUUUCGGCCUAGCGGCUGCUCUGGCUUGAAGGCCGUUCCUCGCGGUGGCGCAGGCUGCCUGCCUCACCUCAGAAGGUUCCUCACGGCCGGAGCCCGGCCGAGGGUGAGGCGAGGCCUCUCUUCCCUCGCCUGGGCCCGAGAGGGUGAGGAGGCUUCGGGGGCGCCGCCCGCCACGAGAACCGGGCUCAUCGGGCCCUCUCCGCCCUCUCCAAACUCUUUCCUUGGGUGUCGCCCGUCUAAUCGCCUCACGUCUCUUCUUCUUCCCUUAGAUGAAAGAAACUAUCAUGAAUCAAGAAAAACUAGCUAAGCUGCAAGCUCAAGUGCGCAUCGGUGGGAAGGUAAGGUGGCCUCGCUUCAUCUUCGCUGCCUCUCCAAAAUUCGUGUUUCCUUUCGCGUGCUGCAUUUUACAGUACUUGUACAGGACAUUAUUAUUAUUAUUAUUAUUAUCUAGCAACGCUGCAUUUAUGUUUUUACAGUUUUUCUGUAGCCCGUAUUUUGAAAAAGACAAUUAGGAUUUUGUUGUUGUUUGGAGGGGAAGAGGAGGUUAUACCCGAACUUAGGCAUAUGUAAUAUAUUGUUGCAUCCCACCCCAAUCUUAGAGAGAUUUCAGGGGUUCCAGGCACUUACUGAAGGUCUGUGUUUCCUUUUGGAACUGGGGCACAUAGCGGAGACUGUGGCAUCUUUAUGAUAUAUGGUUUUUUUACACAUGUAUAGAGACUGACCCUAUGAUGAAGAGGUUAACAGCAUCAGCGACCCAAAGGAGUCCUGUUUCUCCCAUAGCUGCACCUUGGAGUUAAAACAGUCAUCAGACAUUGCUCUCCGACUCUCUCUCUAACUAGCUGCUUUUUCCUGUAGGUCACAUCUCUGCAAACUCUCAACUCAAGCGUUUCCCUUCUAAUUAUCUGAGUUGACGGUGGGGCCCCACCCAUUUGUUGUCUCACAUGAAGCCCCGUUUCCUUUGUUCUCUUAAUGACACAUCACUCAGGCACUCGCCUCAACACAGGAAGCUAACCUGGUUUAUAUUUCAACACUUCCUGGAUCUAGGGUUUAGAGAAGGAUCUCACAUACAGGAACUCAGCUACUUCCCUCCACCCCAAACUCAUAACGCUGUUGAUGAAUUAAUGUAGAGUAAUGGUUAGCAUGCAGGACUUGACACAGAGAGACAUGUAUUAAAUUUUUACACAGCUGUGAAGCUCACUGGGUGCAUCUGGGCCACUUACCACCCCUUAGUUUAAACUGUAUCGAAGGAUGCUUGUAAGGAUAACAAAAAGAGAUGGAAGAAGCUGUUUUCCCUAGGGAGGGUGGUAAUAAGAAAUAACAAAAUAACUAGUUCUUAAAUGUUUUAUUAGUUAGCUGACUUUAAACAUAAUAGUUCUUCUAAUGUACACUCUUCACAAUAUUAUUAAUGCCUGAAUGAGCACAAAGAAUGUAACUGUGUUCAAAUAUUGAUGUUGAUAAGUUUGGUAAAAGGCUGGCAGAUGAAAAUGCUUUUACUCAUGGUGUAGGGUUGCCGUAGGAUUUUGUGUAACAGCAAAAUUUCCUGUAAUUUACAAGGCUGCAGUAUGAAACACAUGGCUUGAGAGUGAACUCAGACUUGGCUUUUGAGGAAACAUCCUUGGGAUUCUGCUGUAAAGAUUUAAACUACCUAAUGUAUAUACAGCCACCAGUUUUUUACCUAAUACUUUUGUCAGCUUUUAUUAUGUACAACUUGCAUCAGAAACCUAUCUUUAAUCAAGGUGGAGCCAGUGGAAUUUCAGGUCUGAACAUAAGUGCCUUACUGCUGGAACCUAUAAUUUUCAUUAUGCUAACUACUUUAAGGUGUCUGUCAAUGUAAUUGAAGUAAAACAAGCUUAGCCUUUAAAAUAUAGUACAAGUAAUUACUAUUGUGAGGCUUAAAAAUGCAUCAACCUACAGAUCUUGUUGGUUUUGUUCUAUUUAAAGUAAUUUCUAUUUUCUUAUGCUUGCACUAACAUUAAAAUUUCCAAUUUUUUUAUUAGCUAUAGCAAAGCCAUGAUUUUAUUCUUAACAGUUAACCUGUAUUUGCUUAGCUAGUAAACACGACAACCUGUUCUGGCAAAUAUUUAUGGGCAACAUAACUUUACCUCAGAUGUAACUUCUUGAAAAUCUUCCUAAAAGUUCUUGAAGAUGACUUGUGCUGACAUUUGUCUCUUUAUCUUCUAAUUCUGGACUGUGGUAUAUGAGACACAUUCUGUUGUUAGUAAACAAACAAACCUAGAGUGUGUGGCAACGGUUAUGCUUAAUUCUUUUUUUCUCUGGAGAAUGUUUGUGUUCCUGCCUCCAGCCAGACAUCUGCUCAGAUAAAUUAUUCAGAUUAAAGUAAAUGACCAAAAAUGAAAAACAAAAACAAAACAAAACUCUAAUCUUAAUUUGGUGUUGCAGCAAAAUCUGUAGAAACAAUUCCCUGCUAUCCAAGAAAUAUUUUUUUAGGUAUCUGCCUAGAUAUACUUGUGCUGCUCUUUUGUGGGAUGUUGCUUGCUUGAGAAAAUAGUAAGUGACUCUUGAGUGUUUGAAAGCUACUCUGCCUGCUUUCUGGGGGUAGAUUCUUGCUUGCCAGAGGCCACCAGACAAAUAUCUAUUUUAGGCCUUGCUUUCAUAAUUCCUGCGAACAGAAAUUAGUUUGUUAGUGGUCAUUCACUUCUCUUUAGUAGCCAGUUUGGUAUUGUUACCUAGCUUCUGAAAUACACAUUUUUAUUAUGUUACAGCCAGGAAUAGAGUUGCAUGCCAUUUUGCUGCUUGGAAUUCGUACAUUUUGAGAGGACUUAACAUUUAGUCUCCUUAUUCAUAGGGUACUGCCCGUAGAAAGAAGAAGGUGGUUCACAGAACAGCAACAGCAGAUGACAAGAAGCUUCAGUUUUCAUUAAAGAAACUUGGAGUAAAUAACAUCUCUGGUAUUGAAGAGGUAACUACUUUUUUUGUUUUUAUGGUGCUUUCAUAAAUUCUUUUUUCUGAGAAGUACUGGUUUUAACUCAUUUGAGAAUAUUAUCACUGUAGUUUUCGUAUUAAAGUUCAUUGUGAUUUCAAAAGUUUGCUUGCUCAAAAAAAUUUGUGUUGCUUUGCAGGUGAACAUGUUUACCAACCAGGGCACUGUCAUCCACUUCAACAACCCUAAAGUUCAAGCAUCUUUAGCAGCUAACACUUUCACAAUCACAGGCCAUGCUGAGACAAAGCAGCUGACUGAAAUGCUGCCUAGCAUCUUAAACCAGCUUGGUGCUGACAGUCUGACCAGCUUGAGGAGACUAGCAGAGGCUCUGCCCAAACAACGUGAGUAGAACUUGGAAGACUCACUCUGAGAAUUAAAAUUAUUGCACCAACAUGGGGCUUGCAGUGUUUGCUUGCUUGCUUUAUAAUGUUCUUUUUGGCUUUGGGUGUCCGCAGGAGUGACCUCUCUUAGAGAAGCCACAGAAAAUAUCAGCCCAUCUAAUUUCAUUUGAUGUGUGUGUGCUGCUGUUGCUGGUGGUUGGGACAGCCAGUUGCUUUUCAGAAACAAGACAUGAUAUCAAAGCUGCUUGGUCAUAGUGUCAUAGCCCUGAUUUAUACUAAGAAGGAUAUUAUUGGUGUAAAGAAGUGUUUCCCAUAUUUGGGUCUUCAGCUGUUUUUGGACUACAACUCCCAUCAUCCCUGGCUAGCAGGACCAGUGGUUAAGGAUGAUUGGAAUUGUCAUCCAAAACCAGCUGGAGACCCAAUUUUGGAAAAUGCAGUUCUCACAGUGAAAUAAAUAACCUGUUCAGAUGUUGUCCUUUAUAUAACCUUCCACAGAGGAUUGUACCAUGGAGAGAGUGGAUCCCUCCUCAAUUGAAAGGGUUUUAUUUUCUAGCAUUAGAGGGAAUCUCACUUGCUAUGGGUGGGUAGGGAAAAACUGUUUUCUGCCAGUCCCAUAGGGAAAUACCUGAACAAGUACUGAGAAGCUUAACCUUGGCUAAAUUGGCUAAUUAGUACCUAUAUGUGCAUGUAGCUAGGACAGGUCAUAUUUAAGUAAAAUAUAUUUUCAGCUGUUAUAUUUAGAAACAAAUGGUGCAUGGGGUACUCUUCAUUCUGUGCUUCAAAGAAUCUUAGAUUGAAAUGGCUAUUCUUCAAAAACAUUUGAUUUGUUACUUCCCUGAAUAUGAGAAUAAGUUCAGAAGCUCCUCCUCUCAAAGGGAUGGAUAUGGGACUUAAUGCCUUUUCUUGCUUGAAGGAACCUCUUCAUGACUGAAGUUUGACUGCUUGUUUCUGCUUUGUCAAAAAAUCGUUUUGGGGUCCUCUGCUUAGGCUGUAUUCUAGCAAACAACAAAGGCUGUGGACUAUGGAAGGGAGUGGUUGAUGAGCACGAUAUUCUAGAGUGGGUACUUAGGGAUGAAGCACAUUUAGUAGAAGCCAAGCUAAUUAGAAAUAAGUCAUGCUGAGUUCAGUGGGACUUACUCCCAAGUAAGUGGGCACAGGGUUGUAAUCAGUUACUGUGUUUUGCUGCAAAUUUGGCUAGUUUUGGGAAAGCCUGGCUUAGAAAUGUCUCAUUUGUGUUAAUCUGCUUGUGAUUACAGCUGUGGAUGGAAAAGCACCUCUUGCUACUGGUGAGGAAGAUGAUGAUGAAGUUCCAGGUAAAAACAAGUAUUCAUUUUUUUUUUUACAAAAGUAAUGAGUGUGAGGAAUGGACAAGGUAAUGAAGAGAAAGUGUUGUGGCAUUUCGGUAACAAUAAUAAUGAAACAAAAUACAUCUGUGCAGGAAGAAUGGUCAGUUCUCUGGUUUAUGCUUAAAUCUAGUGCUCUAGGUCUUGAUGUGUUUUCUUCUGUGCUUACCUUAAUGGAUUUGGGUAGUUGACUUUUUAGUUGCUGGUAUCACACUGCAUUUCAAGAGGAGAGCAGAGUUCUGGUCAUGGAAUGGGGUUUCCUUAUUUUCUCAUUCUCUUUGCAGUGUCAGAAAAUCAGAGGGUUGGAACUACUGGAUGGUGCAUAGGGGCUGUAGUAAGAAGGGGGAAAUUGCUAAAAUUGUAUGAGUGGAAGGGCCUUUUCACUCACACAGGACACAUUUGACUUCUAGUCAUUAUGUUUGUUCCUGGGAUAUCUGAUGACAGUGAGAUACAAUAGAAAAACUGAAAUAGGCCUGUCUAUGGGGCAAUGACUUUCCAGGUGCCGGCUGUUCACAAGCAGAUCCCAAGAACCUACUUUGUCUUUUAGACCUGAUAUCUGUCAGGUUGAGGAGGAGGAGGAUGGCGAGAACAUGGUGGUGGUUUACCUGUCAGAGUACAUUUUGGCUAAAUAUAAAAACCACUGUUCCCUCAUGCAUAGAGAGGAGUGAGGAUGAGUGUGCUAGAUCUGUCUCAUUCUUGCUGUUCCUGUUGGCCCACAUGAGUUGAGGUAUAACAUCUGAAGUAUGUAGGCUCCCUAUGUGAUUUUAGAGACCUGGAAAAAUCAGGUUUAAAUCGCACAGGGAGUCUACAUGCAUAGAAAGGAUACUUACUACAGAACUGAUUCCUAUGGCUAAUGGAGGGUGACUGGGUAGGGGCAGAGCUAGGAUCCUCAUCUUAGCUCUCCCUCAUCAUCUGAUAAAUUUAAAACUCCUGAAUAGAGCUUAAGUUUCACUUCUACUUGCUGGAUUGCAGAAAACUGGAAGGUUACAGAUGGGUAUAGUUGGGUACUUGUCCAGUGGGCUUUAAUGCUUAAUGUUCUGUGGUAGAUAACUUGUUUAUAAUUCAGCAAACUCUGGAUUUUAGGAUGAAAGACUUGGAAAUGGCAGUGCUGAUUCUUUGCAUGUUAAAAGCCUGACUGUUGUUAACUCUCCUUUUCAGAUCUUGUGGAGAACUUUGAUGAGGCAUCAAAGAACGAAGCAAACUGA